Hyla sarda is the source of this 2207-nucleotide messenger RNA. RefSeq names its product G protein-coupled receptor kinase 7 (gene GRK7). The transcript has 4 exons. Gene Ontology annotation, biological process: signal transduction; regulation of signal transduction; protein phosphorylation. The record is from RefSeq and is a predicted model, not a curated record. Gene Ontology annotation, molecular function: ATP binding; rhodopsin kinase activity. The coding region runs from base 236 to 1891 and encodes 551 amino acids. Gene Ontology annotation, cellular component: cytoplasm. NCBI's taxonomy places the organism in Eukaryota, Metazoa, Chordata, Amphibia, Anura, Hylidae.
GCCAAAAGCUCCUUACUGCAGAGAAACCUCUUACCAGUCACUUUCCACAAAUGGUACAAGCAAAGGGUCUUAAUGAAAAUCCCUCAGUAGUAUUUAAUGCUAACUCCGGCAGCCGAACCUGGUCACAGUUCCUGUGGAGAUAAGAAAGGGAACAACAAGGCAGAGAGGGGAGAAGUCAUUGGUCCUGUGACCUCUGUGUCUGCAGUCAGAGUUUAGCCAAGUCUCCGAGGCAGCCAUGUGUGACAUGGGAGGACUAGAUAAUCUAAUAGCUAACACAGCUUACUUGCAGGCCAGAAAAAGUAGCGAAGGAGAUCUGAGAGAGUUACAGAAGAGGCGUAAGAGUCUGUCGCUACCUCCCAAAGACUCUUGUCGCAACGAAAUUAAAGACUCUAUUCCCUUGGACUAUCAAAGUAUCUGCGUAGAGCAGCCGAUUGGCCGGAGACUGUUCAGAGACUACCUAGCUACAGUGCCGGAGUACCUGCUGGCUCAGACUUUUCUGGAAGAAAUCACAGACUGGGAACUGGAGGAGGACUCCGCCAAGGAUCAAUUGUUACAGAGCUUGGUUAGCAAAAGGUUCAAAGAUGAUGCUGAGGGUCCGUUGCCUUUCUUGAGUGCAGAUAUUACAAAAAAAAUCAAGCAGGCACAGCUCAGCGAGCUCCCACCAUUGCUCCAGCUUUCUAAGGAGGAGGUAAAUAACUACCUGAAGGAGGCACCAUUCCAGGACUUCCAGAACAGCAUCUGCUACGACCGAUUCCUCCAGUGGAAAGCCUUUGAGAGACAACCAAUCACACACAAGUACUUUUAUGAAUUCCGGGUGCUGGGGAAAGGUGGCUUUGGAGAGGUAUGUGCCAUCCAAGUCAAGAACACAGGACAGAUGUAUGCAUGUAAAAAAUUGGACAAGAAGCGUCUAAAGAAAAAGAAUGGGGAGAAGAUGGCUUUGUUGGAAAAGGAGAUCCUAGAGAAAGUUCACAGCCCCUUCAUUGUCUCUCUGGCCUACGCUUAUGAAAGUAAAAGCCACCUGUGCCUAGUGAUGACCCUUAUGAAUGGAGGAGACCUCAAGUUUCAUAUCUAUAACAUUGGAGAAAAAGGUCUGGAGAUAAAACGAGUGAUCUUUUACUCCGCUCAGAUCUGCUGCGGGCUUUUGCACCUUCAUUCUCUUAAUAUCCUCUACAGAGACAUGAAGCCUGAAAAUGUUCUUCUGGAUGACAAUGGCAACUGUCGGCUUUCUGAUUUAGGACUUGCGGUCAUAGUAAAGGAAGGAAAACUCAUCAGCAACAGGGCUGGUACUAAUGGCUACAUGGCACCCGAGAUCCUCAAGGAUGAGAGUUACUCAUAUCCAGUUGACUGGUUUGCAAUGGGCUGCACUAUAUAUGAAAUGAUCGCAGGCCAUACGCCAUUUAGAGAUCCAAAGGAUAAAAAUAAGGAUGACCUGAAACGCAGAACAUUGGAGGAGGAGGUUGUAUUCAACCAUCCAAACUUUACCACAGAGGCAAAGGAUAUAUGUAAAUCAUUGCUCGCCAAGAAGCCCGGGGAGCGACUUGGCAGCAGAUCCAAUGAUGAUGACCCAAGAAAACAUACUUUCUUUAAAUCUGUAAACUUCCAAAGGCUGGAAGCCGGAAUGGUUGACCCGCCAUUUGUACCAGACCCAUCUGUGGUCUAUGCCAAGGACAUUGCAGACAUAGCUGAUUUCUCUGAGGUCAAAGGGAUUGACUUUGAUGAGAAAGAUGCCAAAUUCUUCAAGAAGUUUGCUACUGGCGCAGUACCAAUCAGCUGGCAGCAGGAGAUCAUUGACACUGGACUAUUUGAUGAGCUCAAUGACCCAAGAAGGGAGAGCUCUGGGAGAUACAUGAGUAACGGAGAGAGGAAGUCAGGAGUAUGUACUAUAAUAUAGUUGGCACUCACUGUAUAUUAGCGACAAAAUUGGGACAUAUUCUCUAAGCAGAUUCCGACUACUGAGCGUUUAAUGCUUACAAAACUACUGUACAUUCCAUCCAUGUCCUUGAAAUCUGGCUUUUUACACAAUAUGACCCCAUGUGACACAGGUAGUUUAUUACCAAGGUAUCCGUAACCUUGAGUAUCUAUGUUUUGGCAAUCUUUUACAAUAAUCUCUUGUCUCUCGGUGUAUUACUUCAUUGUAACUUGUUACACAACAGACUGCACAUUUAUAAACUCACAACAAGAGUUUGUUUUUUAUUAAAAGAAGGAAG